AAGGAGAAAACAAACAUCUUUGAACCAAAACAAAUGUGCCAGGAUCUUAGAGUUUGGAAGAAUACUAAGAUAAGUCAGGAAGAUAAUGAAUUCUGAUCUCUCCCACACAACACUCCUGCAUCUUCUUUGAGAUUUGCCUUCAAAGGACAAAACCCAUCUGCUUCUUCACUGCAUAUACAAACAGCCUCCUUUAGCGGAUCAGGAAGCUUGUUUCUAGAGGCCAAUAAUCUUAAUGGGAACUUAAAGACGUCUUUCUGUCUUGUUUUGGACAUCAACUCGCCAGCUUUACGCAAUGAGUCAUCGUCGGCGUCCUUAUUACGCAUGGACAAAAAUCAAUGUUUAAGGUGGAGCAAAAGAAGGACCGAAGUGAGUGGUGUGUCAGUGGAGCAGAUAUAAGGUGAGUGGACCGCGGGAAGCGAGUGUUCACCUGAAUCUCAGUGCAGAGGACGCGUUCAGUCUUGGCUGUGACUAUGGAGAGCUCCAAACUCUGGACCACAGCGAUGGCAUGCGCUGUGCUGGUCUCCUGCAUUCAGGGUGCUGAAAUGGACUUUGACAACGAAUCCGACUUAGAAACGAGAGCUUUGAGGGAGUUUUACCCAAAGGACCCAAACCUGACCAACGAAAAGCAGCUUCUCGGGGCUUUACAUGACGUUCUGGAGAAACUGCAGAGUAAACGCAUCUCACUUUGGGAAAAGAAGUUUGGGCGCGUUCCUACAUGCGAUGUUGGGGAGCAAUGCGCCAUCAGGAAAGGAUCAAGAAUCGGCAAAAUGUGCGACUGUCCACGUGGAGCGUUUUGCAAUUACUUUUUGCUGAAAUGUUUGUAAAGAUAGAAAUGGAUUGUGAACUGGAAAUAAACACGAUAUUGCAGAUAUUUAUACAUUAUGUGAUUUCUAUUUUUAUGAUUACGAAGUGCUAUGAGAAGAACAGAUGAAUCUGAAAGAUUGUUUAAUUAUUUGCUGCUCUUGAUGUGUAAUUAAACCUGAAUAAACUGUGUGGACUUUUGUUUUCUAAGGCA
Molecule: messenger RNA, 1015 nt
Organism: Cyprinus carpio (common carp)
Lineage: Eukaryota; Metazoa; Chordata; Actinopteri; Cypriniformes; Cyprinidae
Product: cocaine- and amphetamine-regulated transcript protein
Biological process (GO): cellular response to starvation; negative regulation of appetite; adult feeding behavior
Molecular function (GO): neuropeptide hormone activity
Source: RefSeq, a predicted model, not a curated record